AUGUUUGUGAUAUCCCCAAAUGUGAUGCUAGAUGAUGAAACUUAUACAAUCAUUGGUGAGUUAAAUGAAAUAGAUGGUGAUUGUUUAACAUUGAAGGUUAAUAACAAUUUAUUUAAAGUUAAAUAUAAAGAUUUAGAAGAAUAUAAAAGCAAGUAUGUGCUUGUUGAAGGUAUUUAUAGAGGAGGUGUUUUAAAUGAAGAAUUGGUUUAUAAACUUGAAGAUGACUUUAAUUUUAAUAAUUUUUUGAAAUUAGCUUCUUUAACAGAAAAACAAAGGGAAAUUUUUUAA
Messenger RNA from Hepatospora eriocheir, 288 nucleotides. The record is from the annotation of a GenBank genome assembly. Lineage: Eukaryota; Fungi; Microsporidia; Hepatosporidae.